Amborella trichopoda is the source of this 8988-nucleotide messenger RNA. RefSeq names its product DNAJ heat shock N-terminal domain-containing protein (gene GRV2). Lineage: Eukaryota; Viridiplantae; Streptophyta; Magnoliopsida; Amborellales; Amborellaceae. The record is from RefSeq and is a predicted model, not a curated record. Gene Ontology annotation, biological process: endosome organization; receptor-mediated endocytosis; regulation of early endosome to late endosome transport. Gene Ontology annotation, cellular component: endosome membrane.
UUCUGGCCAUGGCCUCUGACUCUCCAAAAACUCCUUAUUACCAAAAUACUAAAAUUCUCUCCCUCUCAACACCAUCUUCAUCUCGUGGCUGAUCCAUUUUUAGGGUCUCCGUAUAAGUUUCUGAUCAUUCAUUUCUAUGGUUUAUGAUGAAUUCAUUGCUUUGUUUUUUGCUAAGUUUUUCAUUUUGUUUUGCUGGUACUCUUUUUCGGAGUUGAUCACUAGUGUUCCUGAUUGAUUCCUUCGGUUGUUACUCAAUUUUCUCAAAAUUUUAACCAGUAUAGAUUUUCAGGAGCACUUUCCGGGGCUUUUUGAGGAAUUUGUUGGUUCUCUCUUCAAUUCCCACCAAAUUUAAAUCAGUACGGAUCUGCAGGGUCGCUCUCUAAGCUUUCUGAUUUAUUUCGGGGUUUUCUCCAUAAUUCUCUCCAUUCAUAACCAGUGAAGCGCUCUCUGGGGUUUUGUGUCACUGGCUUUUCUCUCACUUUUCUCCAUUAUCCAUCUCCAAAACGAUUUCUGAUCAAUUGCUAGCGUUUCCUCCCAAAUCCUUUGCGUUAUUUUGACCAGUAUCAAUCCAUGUUACCACUCUCUAGCCUUUCUGAUCGCUUCCUCCCAAGGCCUCUUCAUUAUUUACCAGCAUCAAUCCACAGCACCACUCUCUAAGGUUUCUGAGCAAAUUCUAGGGCUUCAUCUUGUAUCCUCCAUUGUCCAACAUUGUUUUAUCUCGAGAACCAGGGCUUCAGGAACAAAUCUGGAGGAAUUUGCAAAAACCGGCAGCCCUGGGGGCGAAUCAGUCUCAUCGUGGCCCCUCGGCAAAGCCGGGCUCUGGUUUUUGGUUCCUUUUUAGACCUAAUGCUCAGAAAACCCAUUACCUCCAAUUUCUCCCUCAAAUGGACUUUGUUAGUCGCCAUGCCACUUCUUCAACUGAUCAACCUUCUUCUAGUGAGGCCUCUUCAGGCCCUGCACCUGCAUCUGAAGAGCUCGAGUAUCUUGCUAGGUAUAUGGUGGUGAAGCAUUCAUGGAGGGGUCGAUAUAAGCGCAUACUGUGUAUUUCAAACACUGCAAUCAUAACGCUUGAUCCUUCAACGCUUGUUGUGACGAAUUCUUAUGAUGUGUCGAGUGAUUUUGAGGGGGCAGCACCAGUCUUUGGACGUGAUGAUAACUCACAAGAGUUCUCUAUUAGUGUUCGGACAGAUGGCCGGGGGAAGUACAAGGCGAUCAAGCUCUCUUCGAGGUUUAGAGCAAGUAUUUUGACUGAAUUACAUAGGACAGGGCUGACCAGGAAUGUCAGUCAAAACCAUAGGAAUCCUGCAUUAGCUGAAUUUUCUGUUCAUCACCUGCAACGGAGGACUUCUGAGUGGGUACCUUUUAAAUUGAAAGUUACGGUUGUUGGAGUUGAGCUUCUGGAUGGACGAAGUGGAGAUUUGCGUUGGUGCUUGGACUUUAGAGAUAUGGACUCCCCUGCUGUAAUACUGUUAUCUGAUGGAUAUGGAAGGAAAAGUACCGAAGCAAGAGGUUUUGUUCUUUGCCCCUUAUAUGGAAGAAAGUCUAAAGCUUUUCAAGCUGGUUCGGGGAGCACAAAUACUGCUAUUAUAGCUAGCCUGACAAAAACUGCAAAAUCCAUGGUUGGAUUGUCAUUAGCUGUGGACAGCUCACAAUCCUUGACUACUGUGGAGUUCUUGAAACGACGAGCAAAAGAUGCUGUUGGAGCUGAGGAAAAUUGGUCUGGAGGAUGGUCAGUGACAAGAUUACGAACUGCUGCCCGUGGAACAGCUAAUGUUCUGGGAUUAAGUUUGGGAAUUGGACCUAAAGGUGGACUCGGCCCACAUGGAGAUGCAGUAUCUAGGAAGCUUAUUCUUACGAAGGCUUCCCUUGUUGAAAGGCACCCAGAGACCUACGAGGUGGUUAUUUCCCGGCCUUUAUCUGCAGUGAGUUCUCUCGUUCGAUUUGCAGAGGAGCCGCAGAUGUUCGCAAUUGAAUUCAGUGAUGGCUGUCCUAUUCAUGUUUAUGCAAGCACUUCUCGUGAUAGCUUGCUGGCAACUAUUUUGGAUGUGUUACAAACGGAAGGUCAAUGCCCAAUUCCUGUAUUACCAAGAUUAACCAUGCCUGGUCAUCGGAUUGAUCCUCCUUGUGGGAGAGUCUGUUUGCAAUCUUCUCAAUUCUCAGCUGGUCCGCAUCGCGCUAUUGCUGAUAUUGAAGGUGCCUCCAUGCAUUUGAAGCAUCUAGCUGCUGCUGCUAAAGAUGCUGUGGCUGAAGGUGGUUCUAUUCCUGGUUCAAGAGCAAAACUAUGGCGGAGAAUCAGGGAGUUUAAUGCUUGUGUAACUUACAGUGGGGUGCCCCCAAGCAUAGAAGUGCCUGAGGUAGCAUUGAUGGCCUUAAUUACCAUGCUUCCAGCUACCCCGAAUCUUCCUCCAGAGGCUCCACCACCUCCACCUCCUUCUCCUAAAGCUGCUGCAACUGUAAUGGGAUUUAUCGCUUGUUUGCGAAGAUUGCUUGCUUCAAGAAGUGCGUCUUCCCAUGUUAUGUCCUUUCCUGCAGCUGUCUCAAGAAUAAUGGGUCUUUUGAGGAAUGGCUCAGACGGUGUGGCUGCCGAGGCAGCAGGGCUUGUUGCCAUGCUCAUUGGGGGGGGUCCUGGGGAUUUAAAUAUUUUAAUGGACUCAAAGGGAGAGAGGCAUGCAACAAUAAUGCACACGAAAUCUGUGUUAUUUGGGCUUCCAAAUUAUGCCACCAUUCUUGUCUAUAGGUUGAAGCCUGUGUCGGUGUCGCCUCUAUUGUCAAUGGCUAUCGUAGAGGUCCUUGAGGCUAUGCUUUGUGAACCUCAUGGUGAUACAACCCAGUUUGCUACUUUUGUUGAAUUGCUACGUCAAGUGGCAGGCUUGAAACGCCGCUUAUUUGCUUUAUUUGGACAUCCUGCUGAAAGUGUGAGAGAAACAGUUGCUGUUAUAAUGCGUACAAUUGCCGAGGAGGAUGCCAUUGCAGCAGAGUCAAUGCGUGAUGCUGCAUUGCGAGAUGGUGCCCUGCUAUUGCACUUGUUGGAUGCAUUUUCCCUCUCUCCAGGUGAACGACGUGAAGUUAGUCAACAACUUGUUGCUUUAUGGGCUGAUUCUUAUCAACCUGCCCUUGAUUUGCUAUCAAGAGUGAUUCCACCUGGACUUGUUGCUUAUUUGCAUACACGUUCUAAUGUGGUUCCUGAAGAUGAGCAAAUUCAGCCUAAUCAAGAUACACCUUUUGCAAGAAGACGAGAGAGACGCAUUCUUCAGCAAAGGAAGGGUCGGACAGUGAGAGUUCCAACUUCUCAAGAGCAUGCUCUGUCUUCUCUAAAUGAUGUUGAAGUGGGUGAUUUGGCAAGACAAAACAUUUCUUCUGGCUUGAGAACUGUAGAGAAUGUUCAAAAAUUCAGUGGAGGUUCAAAUCUUGGACCUGGUUCUGGACCUGUGUCUUCUGUAGGUCCUGGGGUUAACGCUACAAAUGAAGCAUCCUUAACAGGGACUAUGCAGCAGCGAGAUGUCUCCCAGACCAUGCUGCCUGCCAGUUCUGGAACUGCUGAAUCACAAGCAGUUGAUACAAAUGCUACAGAUACGGCAGAUUCUGAUGUGAACACAGUUGGGAGUGCAAAUACAACUGUACCUGCCCCUGCCCAGGUUGUUAUGGAAGAUACUCCUGUGGGAUCUGGCAGGCUACUCUGCAACUGGCCUGAGUUUUGGCGUGAAUUUGGUCUAGAUCACAAUCGUGCUGACCUUAUAUGGAAUGAGCGAACGAGACAGGAACUGAUAGGGGCUUUGCAGGCUGAGGUUAAUAAAUUGAAAAAAGAGAAAGAACGCACUGAAGAUAUUGUUCCUGGUGUAAUGACUGAGCCAAUGGCCGGGCAAGAUAAUGUAUCUCUGAUUUCAUGGAACCAUAUAGAAUUUUCAGUUUGCUACCCUAGUUUAUCCAAAGAAGUAUGUGUUGGUCAAUAUUAUCUUCGACUUUUGCUUGAGAGCAGCUGCCAGGCACAGGAUUUCCCUCUACGUGACCCAGUUGCAUUCUUCAGAGCAUUAUAUCACCGAUUUUUGUGCGAUGCUGAUAUUGGUCUCACUGUGGAUGGUACUGUACCAGAUGAAUUGGGUGCGUCUGAUGAUUGGUGUGACAUGGGAAGGUUAGAUGGAUUUGGAGGAGGUGGAGGGUCUUCUGUCAGAGAGCUUUGUGCAAGGGCAAUGGCAAUUGUCUAUGAGCAGCAUUAUAAAACUAUCGGUUCUUUUGAUGGUACUGCCCACAUCACAGUUUUGUUGGAUAGGACAAAUGACCGAACUUUAAGGCACCGAUUACUUCUUCUUUUGAAGGUCUUAAUGAAAGAUCUUUCAAAUGAAGAGGCUUGUGUCUUGGUUGGGGGAUGUGUGCUGGCUGUAGAUCUUCUGACAGUUGCUCAUGAGGCUUCAGAACGAACUGCGAUUCCCCUGCAAUCUAAUUUGAUAGCUGCUACUGCUUUCAUGGAACCACUAAAGGAAUGGAUGUUUAUUGACAAAGAUGGUGUCCAAGUUGGACCUCUGGAGAAGGAUGCCAUCAGAAGGUUUUGGUCAAAGCAAGCUAUCGAUUGGACCACCAAGUGCUGGGCUUCUGGGAUGAAUGACUGGAAGAGAUUAAUUGACAUUCGCGAGCUGCGUUGGGCCCUAGCACUUCGUGUCCCUGUUCUCACUCCAAUGCAGGUUGGUGAAGCUGCGUUGUCCAUCAUGCAUAGCAUGGUAUCUGCUCGUUCUGAUCUAGAUGAUGCUGGAGAGAUUGUAACUCCCACUCCGAGAGUGAAAAGGAUAUUGUCAAGUCCUAGGUGUCUUCCACAUAUUGCACAGGCUAUGCUAACUGGUGAGCCAAGUAUCGUUGAAGGUGCCGCUGCUUUGCUGAAGGCUGUUGUUACUCGCAACCCUAAGGCAAUGAUUAGGCUUUACAGCACUGGUGCAUUUUACUUUGCUCUAGCAUAUCCUGGGUCCAAUCUUCUUUCAAUUGCGCAACUUUUCUCGGUGACGCAUGUGCAUCAAGCAUUUCAUGGAGGGGAAGAGGCAGCUUUGUCAUCAUCGCUACCUUUGGCAAAACGCAGUGUACUUGGAGGCCUUCUUCCAGAAUCGCUUCUAUAUGUUCUUGAUCGCAGUGGACCGGCUGCUUUUGCUGCUGCUAUGGUGUCUGAUUCUGAUACCCCUGAGAUCAUCUGGACACAUAAGAUGCGAGCAGAGCAUCUCAUUCGUCAGGUCAUGCAGCAUCUUGGGGAUUUUCCACAAAAGUUAUCACAGCAUUGUCAUUCAGUGUAUGAUUAUGCACCUAUGCCACCAGUAACAUAUCCAGAGCUGCGAGAUGAAAUGUGGUGCCACCGCUAUUAUCUCCGCAACUUAUGUGAUGAAAUACGAUUUCCAAAUUGGUCAAUUGUGGAGCAUGUAGAGUUCCUACAAUCAUUAUUGGUUAUGUGGCGUGAAGAGUUAACUAGACGACCUAUGGAUCUAUCUGAAGAGGAAGCUUGUAAGAUAUUAGAAAUAUCCCUGGAAGAUGACCCAUCUGGAGAUGAUUCUGGCAGCAGACAACAUUCCGAAUCAGAUGAUGAGAGCAAUAAUAUCUCCAAGAAAAUUGAAAAAAUUGAUGAAGAAAAGCUGAAACGACAGUAUAGGAAGCUUGCUAUGAGAUACCACCCCGACAAAAAUCCAGAAGGAAGAGAGAAGUUUGUUGCAGUGCAGAAGGCUUACGAACGUUUGCAGGCUACGAUGCAAGGCCUGCAGGGUCCACAACCUUGGAGAUUGUUGCUUUUACUUAAGGGGCAGUGUAUACUGUACAGGCGCUAUAGUCAUGUCUUGGAGCCAUUUAAGUAUGCUGGAUAUCCAAUGCUCUUGAAUGCAGUAACAGUGGAUAAGGAUGACAACAAUUUCCUAUCCUCCGAUAGAGCUCCUCUCCUUGUCGCAGCAUCCGAGCUCAUUUGGUUGACGUGUGCGUUUUCCUCAUUAAAUGGCGAGGAACUUGUUAGGGAUAGCGGCAUUCCACUUCUAGCCACUCUUCUUUCACGUUGUAUGGGUGUAGUUCAGCCAACUACUCCUGCAACUGAACCAUCUGCAGUGAUUGUGACAAAUGUGAUGCGCACAUUCUCUGUCCUCUGUCAAUUUGAAGAUGCCAGAACUGAGAUUCUUAAUUUUGGUGGAUUAGUUGAGGAUAUUGUUCAUUGUACUGAACUAGAGCUCAUUCCAGCAGCUGUUGAUGCUGCUUUGCAAACUGCUGGUCAUCUUUCUGUAUCAUCUGAUCUGCAGGAUGCGUUACUAGGAGCGGGCAUUUUGUGGUACCUGUUACCUCUACUUCUUCAGUAUGACUCCACUGCAGAGGAUGCUGAUGUCACUGAAGCACAUGGUGUUGGUACUAGUGUGCAGACUGCUAAAAAUAUGCAUGCAGUCCGUGCAGCUCAGGCCCUUUCAAGGCUUAGUGGUCUCUCUACAGAUGAUAUUACUACCCCCCAUAAUGAGAUUGCAGUGGCUGCACUGCGAUCCCUGUUGACUCCUAAGCUUGCUGAGAUGCUUAAACUUCAAUUGCCUAAGGAGCUUUUAGCCAGCCUGAAUACAAAUUUAGAGACUCCAGAGAUUAUCUGGAACUCAUCUACCCGGGCAGAGUUAUUGAAGUUCGUGGAUCAGCAGCGUGGAAAACAAUGCCCUGAUGGUUCAUAUGACAUGCAGGAUUCCCUUGAUUUUUCAUAUGAAGCACUCUGUAAAGAACUCCAUGUUGGCAAUGUAUUUUUGAGGGUAUACAAUGAUCAACCUGAUUUUGAGAUAAGCAGCCCAGAGUAUUUCUGUGUUGCUCUUCUUGAUUUUAUAUCAAAGUUGGUAUCGAGUAAAAGAAACAUCAUUGAACCUAAUGUCCAUGACCACUCUUCUCAUAAUAGCUCAGUUAUGGAAUCAUCUGAACCUCAAAGCAAGGCUGAUGAACAUCAAAAUAGUGAACAGCAAGACCAAGAAAACUCUGAAGUCUCCAAUAAAGAAGGAAUGCCUCUAGAAGAUAAUGGAAUCCUGAAGAACCUUUCAAUGGGGCUGACUUCUCUUCAGAAUUUGCUGACAAGCAACCCAAGUCUUGCUGCUGUCUUUGCUGCCAAAGAACAGCUAGUGCCUCUCUUUGAGUGUCUUUCUCUAACAUUUGUUUCAGACAGCAAGAUCCCUCAGCUCUGCUUUAGUGUGCUUUCACUCUUAACUAAAUAUGCCCCUUGUGUGGAGGCUAUGGUUGCAGAUAGGACGAGCCUUAUUCUUUUAUUACAAUUGCUUCACUGUGCUCCAAAUUGCAGAGAAGGUUCUCUUCAUGUUCUCUACUCCUUGGCUGGCACCCCUGAGCUGGCAUGGGCUGCUGCCAAGCAUGGUGGAGUCGUAUACAUUCUUGAGGUUCUCUUACCUUUACAAGAAGAAAUCCCAUUGCAACAAAGAGCAGCUUCUGCAUCCUUGUUGGGAAAACUUGUUGGGCAGCCAAUGCAUGGUCCCAGAGUGGCUAUUACCCUGGCUAGGUUUUUCCCCGAUGGUUUGGUCUCUGCAAUACGUGAUGGACCUGGUGAAAAUGUGGUUAUGGCUCUCGAACAGACCACAGAAACACCAGAGCUUGUGUGGACACCAGCUAUGGCUGCUUCUCUGGCUGCACAGAUUUCUACCAUGGCAGCAGAUCUUUACCGUGAGCAGAUGAAAGGGCGUGUUGUUGACUGGGAUGUUCCUGAGCAAGCAUCUGCCCAACAAGAAAUGAGAGAUGAGCCACAGGUUGGAGGGAUUUAUGUAAGGUUGUUCCUGAAAGAUCCCAAGUUUCCUCUGAGAAAUCCCAAGAGAUUUUUGGAAGGCUUGUUGGAUCAAUAUGUGUCAUCCAUCGCUGCUACUCACUAUGACACUCAACCUAUUGAUCCUGAGCUACCUCUGCUUUUAUCUGCUGCAUUGGUUUCCUUGUUACGAGUACACCCUGCUCUAGCAGACCAUGUUGGUUAUCUUGGGUAUGUUCCCAAACUUGUUGCUGCAAUAGCCUAUGAAGGGAGGCGAGAAACGAUGGCAACUGGUGAAGUACAUAAAUCAAACCAUGUUCGUUCUGAUGAAUUUCUUGAAGAUGAGAAUGGGCAUGCACAAAUGAGUGCACAAACACCACAGGAACGUGUUCGUCUAAGUUGUUUGCGUGUAUUGCAUCAACUAGCAGCUAGUACAACUUGCGCUGAAGCUAUGGCAGCAACGAGUGUGGGAACGCCUCAGGUUGUUCCCUUGCUUAUGAAAGCAAUUGGAUGGCAAGGUGGAAGUAUACUGGCACUGGAGACUUUGAAACGUGUUGUUGUGGCGGGCAACCGAGCGAGGGAUGCACUUGUCGCGCAAGGAUUAAAGGUUGGCCUUGUUGAUGUACUUCUUGGUCUCCUUGAUUGGAGGGCGGGUGGUAAAAAUGGACUUUGUGCUCAAAUGAAGUGGAAUGAAUCAGAAGCUUCUGUUGGACGAGUACUUGCAAUUGAGGUACUUCAUGCAUUUGCAACAGAGGGAGCCCACUGUACAAAAGUUCGUGAGAUACUAAAUGCUUCUGAUGUGUGGAGCGCUUACAAGGACCAGAAGCAUGACCUCUUCCUUCCAACGAAUGCUCAGUCUUCUGCUGCUGGAGUUGCCGGCCUCAUCGAGAGCUCUUCUUCGAGGCUCACUAAUGCUCUCACAGCCCCACCUCCACAACCCUCUCUUGGCAGGCUUUCUGCAGGAUCCACUUUGUCACCCAACGGAAAGCAGGAUCAUGAGCCCGAACCCUAGAAAACACGAGGCAUUUUGUGUAUACAUUUGAGCAAAGCAUACCAAGGAGUACAGCUUUUUUUCUUUUUCUUUUUUCACUGUCAUCUUAUCAUGUAUAGUUUCAUUGUAUAGUGUUGUUUUGGCAUCUCAUUGCUUCUCUUGUAUGGGAAAAUUGUAGCUUAUUGGUGCAAGAUGAACAUCCACCCGGAUAUUCAUUGUAACAUAUUGUGCUUCCAAUUUUAUUUGGCAAUAAGCAUGUGGCCUUUGAGGUGGAUUUGGUUCA